Molecule: messenger RNA, 1827 nt
Organism: Caenorhabditis bovis
Lineage: Eukaryota; Metazoa; Nematoda; Chromadorea; Rhabditida; Rhabditidae
Source: the annotation of a GenBank genome assembly
AUGGGCGACGAUGACUUUUGGGGUAACGGAGACAGUCUCGACGAGAAACCCGCGCCGAAGAGUGAUGAAGAUGGUAAAAUCGAGGAGGAAGAAGACGACGACGAAGAGGAGUAUGAAGAGGCUGAUGAGAAUAUUCGCGAUAAUGAUGGAGGCGACAAGAUUCGACGAAACGAGGACGCGGAAAAGGAUAAACUCGCAGAAUCGCUGAAAAACGAAAUUAUGAAUGAGGAUGGAAAAAUUGAUGAGGAUUUCAAGAAGAAUUCAGCUGAAGAAUUUCAUUCUUGCGAUGAAAAUGUUGAUGGUAAUCCUUGCAAUAAUCGGAAUCAGACAAAUGGAAACUAUUUGUACGCGUUUGGACGUCAUCACAAAUUCGACGACAACUCGGCGGAGGCGGCCUCGAAAUUGCGGGUAGGCGAUCGUUAUUCGAUCACAUCGUUUAUCACAUUUCAUUCAAAGACGAGCUCGGAAUCAUCGCAGGAUUCGGGUAAAGACGGCUCGUUCGCGUCGCGCUUCAACAAAACUGACAAGUGUUCGGAUGAUGGGAAAUCGACGCAAAAAGAUUCGGGCGCCGCGUCGAUCGAAUCGUCGGAUGGUUGCGACGCUGGAUAUCGCAAGUUCUUUCAGAAUCGAUCGGAAAGCGAGAUCCGAGCAUUCGUUGAAGGCACUGUUGAUGUGCUCGACGAAAAAUUCUUCGAAUGCUACGAGCAAGCUCGCCGAGAGCUCGAGCAAGUCCCCAUCACCAAUGUGGUGCAUCAAUUGCGUCGAUCAAUUCCCGCCGUUGAUGAGCAGCGAAUAAGGAGCAAACAUGCUGUAGUGGUGUCCAACUUCCGCGAGCCUGACCGCCGUCUCGGACGAUAUUCCAAAUAUUACUAUCAUCACAAUGUCGGACCCGAAGUGUACAGUCGCAAAGUGUUUGUUGGAGGUUUGCCAGCAUGUGUCACAGAGUGCAAGAUUCUCACAUUCUUCUCACGCUUCGGCCGUCUUCAAGUCGACUGGCCAAGCAAACACUGCUCAUCGAAAUCGGAUUCGGAUCCGAUGAUGCAUCACAACUCUGAGCCUCCGCAAAAACCGGGCCUUUCGCAUCUUGCCUCUCUCUCGCCACCAUUCGGUCAAAUCAAUCCGUUCAUAACUCCAUCGACUGCCAUGGACAGCGUCAGUCAGAACAAUCAAUGGGAGUACAUGAAUCAUCAACGCGAACGUCCACGCCAACAGCAUCUUGGCUAUGUGUUUUUGUUGUUCGAAAAAGAGCGAUCAGUUCGCGAAUUGGUCGCCGAAUGCAUUGAGGAGGAAGAAGGCCUGUUCAUGACGUUGGAGGAUUGCUCAAGUCAAGAUAGUGUGAGAGUCCAAAUUCGUCCGUGGCUUCUUGCCGACGCCGAAUUCCUAAUGGAUUUCAACGUUCCGAUCAAUACCAAAUUGGUAGCGUUCAUCGGCGGUGUUCCAAGACCUCUGAAAGCCGUCGAACUAGCACACUUCUUCGAGCAGACUUACGGACAUGUCGUUUGCGUCGGCAUCGACAUUGACAACAAAUUCAAAUAUCCGCGAGGGUCGGGACGCGUCGCUUUCUCGAAUUAUGAGGCCUAUGUGCAAGCGAUCACCGAUCGCUACAUUGUUCUGGAUCACGAGGAUAUCCACAAACGGGUUGAGAUCAAACCCUACUUUUUCCACAAUCAAUCGUGCGAGGAGUGCAGUGGACGAUACCAUCGACAACAUGCUCCAUAUUUCUGCCCGUCGCUUGAAUGUUUCCAGUACUAUUGUGAGCCGUGUUGGCACAAAAUGCACGCCCAUUCGAGCCGAUUCCAUCACAUGCCGGUUAUUAAAGGCGUUUGA